CUCUCUCUUCAUCAUCAUCUUCAUCAUCCCUUUCCUUCUCCUUCUUCUUCUCCUUCAUAAUUCAUUCACAACCCAUUUCCCCUUUCUGUACUUCUUCAAUCUCCCAUUUCCUUUUAACCUUCAUUCAAACAAAAACGUUGGACCCACAAACUUCUCUCCACAAAUUUAGCUUUAUUUCUCUCACUUUUCUUCCUUUUCCUCUUGUCUUUUGCCUGGGAUUCAGAACAGUUCAGAGAUCUCAGGGUUCGUGGCAUUUUUGGAUGAUAGAUAAACGUGUUUAAGAGUAUAAUUAAAUCUGUGUUACUAUACCGACUUACAAGGAAGAAACUAAAACAUGUCUGGGCCCACAAAAGUUAUGGAUCCUGCUUUUCUAGGAGUAGGGCAAAGGGUUGGCACUGAAAUUUGGCGAAUUGAGAAUUUUCUGCCUGUUCCAUUGCCAAAGUCCGAUUUUGGAAAAUUCUAUAUGGGGGAUAGCUACAUAAUAUUGCAGACAUCACAAAACAAAAGUGGCUCUUUCUUGUUUGAUAUACACUUCUGGAUUGGAAGAGAUACAAGUCAGGACGAGGCUGGGACUGCCGCAAUAAAAUCUGUAGAGUUAGAUGCAUCUCUUGGAGGCCGUGCAGUGCAGCAUAGAGAACUUCAAGGCCAUGAAUCAGACAAAUUUUUAUCAUACUUUAAACCUUGCAUCAUUCCACUUGAAGGAGGUGUUGCAUCUGGAUUUAAAAAAGUUGAGGAGGAAGAAUUUGAAACACGAUUAUAUACCUGCAAAGGAAAACGAGUUGUUAGAAUGAAACAGGUUCCUUUUGCUCGGUCUUCUCUUAAUCAUGAUGAUGUGUUCAUCUUAGACACUGAAAACAAGAUAUAUCAGUUCAAUGGUGCUAAUUCCAAUAUCCAAGAGAGAGCCAAGGCUUUAGAGGUUGUUCAAUUUUUGAAGGAAAAGUAUCACCAGGGAGUGUGUGAUGUUGCUGUAGUGGAUGAUGGGAAGUUAGAUACAGAGUCGGACUCUGGGGAGUUCUGGGUCCUCUUUGGUGGUUUUGCACCUAUCGGAAAGAAGGUUAGCACUGAAGAUGAUGUGAUUGCAGAAGCCAUGCCUGCUAAACUUUAUAGCAUAGCUGAUGGUGAAGUGUCAAUCAUUGAAGGCGAACUAUCCAAAUCAUUAUUAGAAAAUAACAAAUGCUAUCUUCUGGAUUGUGGUUCUGAGGUAUUUGUUUGGGUUGGACGGAUAACCCAGGUGGAGGAAAGAAAAACGGCCAUCCAGGUUGCUGAGGAAUUUGUUGCUAGUCAAAAUAGGCCAAGAUCAACACAUAUAACGCGACUUAUUCAAGGUUAUGAGACACAUUCUUUCAAAUCCAACUUUGGAUCCUGGCCAGCAGGAUCUGCAGCUUCUGGAGCUGAGGAAGGAAGAGGAAAGGUAGCAGCUUUAUUGAAGCAACAAGGUGUGGGUAUCAAGGGGAUGUCAAAAAAUACACAAGCAAAUGAGGAAGUACCUCCAUUGCUGGAGGGAGGUGGAAAAUUGGAGGUUUGGUGCAUCAACGAGGACACCAAGACUCCAGUGCCCUCAGAAGAUGUUGGUAAAUUUUAUAGUGGAGACAGCUACAUUGUUCUUUAUGCUUACCACUCAGGAGAGAGGAAGGAAGACUAUAUUUUGUAUACUUGGUAUGGAAAGGAUAGCAUUGAGGAGGACCAAAUGACUGCUGAUCGCAUUGCAAGUUCAAUGUCAAACUCUCUCAAGGGGAAGCCAGUUCAGGGUCGCAUUUUUCAGGGUAAAGAACCGCCACAGUUUGUUGCACUUUUCCAGCCUAUGGUGGUCCUCAAGGGUGGUGUGAGUGCUGGUUACAAGAAAUUUAUAGCAGACAAAGAUUUGGCGGAUGAAACAUAUAGUGUAGAUAAUGUUGCUCUCAUCAAGGUUUCUGGAACUUCUGUCCACAACAAUAAAGCAGUGCAAGUUGAUGCUGUGGCAACAUCAUUGGACUCUAGCCAUUCUUUUGUCCUGCAAUCUGGAUCCUCUUUGUUUACAUGGCAUGGAAAUCAAUGUGCCUUUGAGCUGCAGCAAUCAGCGGCAAAAGUUGCCGAGUUUUUAAAGCCUGGAGUUACUUUAAAACAUGCUAAAGAAGGAACAGAAAGUUCAGCUUUCUGGUCUGCUCUUGGGGGAAAACAAAAUUAUGUCAGCAAAAAAGCAGCUCCAGAUAUUGUCAGAGAUCCCCACCUAUACACAAUUUCAUCGAAUAAAGGACGUUUUCAGGUAGAGGAGGUUUAUAACUUUUCUCAAGACGAUCUCUUGACAGAGGACAUCUUGAUUCUUGAUACACAUGCUGAAGUGUUCAUAUGGAUUGGCCAGAUGGUAGACACCAAAGAAAAGCAAAAGGCCUUCCAAAUCGGGCAGAGUUACAUAGAAAUGGCUGCAUCUCUGGAGGGUUUGUCCCCAAAAGUACCACUAUACAAAGUUAAUGAGGGGACUGAACCAAGCUUCUUCACGACAUACUUUUUGUGGGAUAAUACUAAAGCUAUCGCUCAGGGUAACUCGUUCCAGAAGAAAGUUUCUCUAUUGUUUGGAAUUGGCCAUGCUGCGGAGGAUAAAACUAAUGCAUCAAGUCAAGGAGGACCUAGGCAAAGAAGUGAAGCUUUAGCUGCUUUAAACUCCGCAUUUAAUUCAUCGUCGGGGCCGAAAACUACUCCUACAAGGCCAUCUGGCAGAAGUCAAGGAGGAGGAUCACAAAGGGCAGCUGCUGUAGCUGCACUUUCUUCCGUUCUUACAGCAGAAAAGAAGCAAGGAUCUGAUUCUCCUUCUGCCCCACAUAGUCGCAGUCCAACUUCAGAUGAUAUGGGGAAAGGAGAUGAUGAAAGUUUCCAAACAGAAAAGGAGGAUACUAAAGAAGACGAAGACAAGGAAACAGGAAAUUUUUCCCCUUCAUUUGAAAAUGAUGGAGGUGAUUCGACGCCCAAGCAAGGUGGGGGCCAGGAUUUUGAUGCUGAAACUGUUAAUAGCACAUUCAGUUAUGAUCAAUUAAAAGCAAGGUCUGAUAAUCCAGUGACUGGAAUCGACUUCAAACGAAGAGAGGCCUAUCUUUCCACGGAAGAGUUCGAGACGGUAUUUGGUAUGACAAAAGAAACAUUCUACAAGCUGCCCAAAUGGAAGCAAGACAUGCAGAAAAAGAAGGUUGAUCUAUUUUAGAGAAUGAACUUAUUGUGGUGCUUUGCAGUUAGCUCGUCUAAACUUCGACUUCCAUAUUCGAGAAUCGGCGUUUUGCGAGUGGAUGGGAAUCAUGACUGGUUUGCAUUUUUUUCUAGAAUUUGGUAGUGUUUCCAUCAAGGAAAAGACCUUUGGUUAUUUGAUUGUCAUUGUGAUGCAGCCUAAUGAGUUUUUUUUUUUUUUUCUCUUUUUGUUUGUUUAACAAACUUAUUUUUUCUUUUCUCAUCUUUAUUUUUUUAGUUUCCUUGCCUGCGCAUUGUGUCUCGUUUUCGAGACCAGUCUUGGCAGUUCAAUUCUUUUAUUGUUGGUAUGUAUUAAUGGUGUUUUGUUUUGAGGUCGUUUGAGCUUUUUGAUCUUUCAUUUGGCAGAAAGAAAUGAAAAUGGUGUAUAUGAAAAUGUAUAUGGAUUGACUCAAAAUAUUAGGAAGAAAUUACCUGCUUUUUCUGUUAA
Cucumis melo (muskmelon) is the source of this 3640-nucleotide messenger RNA. Its product is annotated as villin-2-like. The record is from RefSeq and is a predicted model, not a curated record. The transcript has 23 exons. NCBI's taxonomy places the organism in Eukaryota, Viridiplantae, Streptophyta, Magnoliopsida, Cucurbitales, Cucurbitaceae. Gene Ontology annotation, biological process: cytoskeleton organization; actin filament severing. Gene Ontology annotation, molecular function: actin filament binding. Bases 335 to 3172 code for a protein of 945 amino acids.